AUGGAGGCCAAAGCUAGUGUAGAAGAACGUGCCCAGAAUGUCCAGGACUUACUUCAAGUGCUGAUGAACAUUAACACCAUCAAUGGCGGCAACUCCGAUACAGCUCAGAAUAUGAAAGUCCAUGCUAAGAACUUCGAAGCUGCGCUAUAUACGAAAAGCUCCUCCAAGAAAGAAUAUAUGGAUAACAUGCACGAAAAGGUGCGUAAGAUGCGCGAGACCCUCGAUAAACGGAAGAAGGAUUUGAUUCUACAACAGAAUAAACAACGUCAAGUGCAAGCACAGGCUCAGGCACAGGCUCAACAGAAACAUUCCAUGCAGAUGCAGAUGCAAGCACAAAUGCAACCGCAGGGUCAGUCGCAAGGCCAAGGGCAAGGCCAGUCACAACAAUCUCAACAGCAACCUCAAUCCCAACAGCAACCGCAAAACCUUGCUCAGGCUUACCCUCAGAUGAAUCCUCAGAUGUUUUUAAACCAACAAGCUCAGGCUCGUCAACAAGUCGCUCAACAGCUACGUAACCAACAUGCUCCACACCAACCAUCAGAACCAACUGCUAGUCCUGCUCCACCACGUCCACAAUUCACCUCACAACAACAACAGAUCAUUAACCAGAUGAAAAUAGCCCCCAUCCCACAAGAGUUACUGGAUAGGUUACCACGUAUUCCACCAGGUGUAAACACAUGGCAACAAAUUACAGAACUAGCACAACAAGGUCGUCUUUCUGCUUCUGACAUGAAGGCUGCUAAAGAAGUUUACAAGCUACAUCAACAGUUGUUAUAUGCAAAACGUCCUCAACAACAACAACAGCAACAGCAACAGCAACAGCAACAGCAACAGCAACAGCAACAGCAACAGCAACAGCAACAACAACCUCAACAACAACAGCAACAACAGCAACAGCCUCAACAACAACAGCCUCAACAGCAACAGCCUCAACAGCAACAGCCUCAAUCUCAACAACAACCUCAACAAGAACCUCCAAACGUUCUUGGCCAAAUCCAUCAGAUUUUCUCUCCAGAUGAACAAAAGGCCCUGUUACAAGAAGCCAUGGAGGCAUGCAAGACUUUUCAAAAAAACCAUUGCACCCCUUCCACUGCUGCUCAAUUUAAUAAACAAGCAUUUAUUAGAAAAUAUAUCAAUCAAAAAGCUCUAAGAAAAAUACAAUCCAUUAGACAAUUACAACGACAACAAUCAAAUGCCAAUGCAAACGCACCUGCUUCUGCAUCCGCCAAUAACAAUAACAAUAACAAUAACAAUAACAAUAACAACAACAACAACAACAACAACAACAACAACAACAACAACAACAAUGCAAACAACCAACCUCCUUCUCAAGUACCUGCAUCUGCAAACUCAAAUGCUCCUGCUCCUCCUCCACCUUCUUCUAAUCCUGCUGCCCCUCCUCAGGCUGCUGCUACUGCCGCUGCUCCUCCUCGUCAAUCUAUAAUGCAAGCUUUUGCUCCUACACAACAAGAUAUAGAAAUCGUCAAGAGGAUCUCGGCCGAAGCCGCAAGAACUCCUCUAAGAUUAUCCGAUAUCACAAACUCACUUUCCAUGCAAGAAAGAGAUGAAAUCAAACGUAAAUUACAAUUAAACCAACAAUUGUUUGCUCAAGUGAGUAACUACACUCCUCAAGUCUACAUCCUCACUAAAAACGAAAACUUCUUGAAGGAAGUAUUGCAAUUGCGUAUCUUUGUUAAAGAAAUCAUAGAAAAAUGUUCCAAGGGGAUCUAUGUCGUUAAAUUGGAUACCGUGGAUAAACUGAUUGUCAAGUAUCAGAAAUAUUGGGAAUCCAUGAAAAUACAAAUCUUGAAGAGACAACAGAUGAUUCGUCAAGCUCAAUCUCAAUCUCAAACUCAACCACAGUCGCAACCACAAACUCAGCAACAAUCUCAACCACAAACCCAACCUCAAUCUCAGCCACAAUCACAACAGCAACAACAACAACAACAAUCCCAGCAACAACAGCAACAAUACAACAACAUCUCCCAAAACCAACAACGUGUACAAGGCUCCAUUCAACACAUUCAGCAGCAAUUCCAUUACCAACAAUCUCCUUCUCCGAAUUCUAUGUCUCAACAACCUCAUUCUAGAUCGCAAUCUCAAAAUACUCCUCAAUUGCAAUUCCAAAGGAAACAGAGUAAUUCUCAACCAAACAUUUAUAAUCAAAUGCAAAAUAAUCAAAUGAAUUCUCAGGCUCAGGCGCAAGCUCAGGCACAAGCACAAGCUCAAGCACAAGCACAAGCACAAGCUCAAGCACAAGCACAAGCACAAGCUCAAGCACAAGCUCAGGCACAAGCUCAAGCUCAAGCUCAAGCUCAGGCACAAGCACAAGCACAAGCACAAGCACAAGCACAUGCACAAGCACAAGCUCAAGCUCAAGCUCAAGCUCAAGCUCAAGCUCAGGCCCAGGCGCAAGCACAGGCACAAGCGCAAGCCCAGGCACAAGCUCAAGCUCAAGCACAAGCCCAGGCGCAAGCGCAAGCACAAGCUCAAGCACAAGCCCACGCUCAGGCCCAAGCUCAAGCACAACAAUCAAAAGCAUCCUCUCAAAGAGCUUAUGCAAAUUCCCCAUCUCAUCCACAAUCCAUUUCUCCAUCCAAAAAUACAAGGAAAUCAUCCAUACCUCCAAAUAUAAGAUCCAAACAACAAUCAUCAAAUUCAAACUCUACUUCCAAUUCCACCUCAAAUUCAAAUGCAAAUACCCCAUCUUCGUCCACAAAUAUAAAGAAAAAAUCUCCUUCUGCAUCAAAUAAAGGUACUCCUCAAACAAUCAUGACUACAGGUACUACUCCAAACUUACAAAAUAAUGCUACUCUUUCUCAAACAAUUAUAAAUUCUCCUUCCAAUUCAAACUCAAUGUUAAAAAAUAAUAAUUCUAUAAAUUCUCUUUCACCUUUCUCAAAUAUUCAACCAAUAAAUUUUAAUCCUGCAUUAAAUAUGACUUCCGCUUCAAAUGAUAAUCCUUUUAAAAAUGAAGAAUUGAAUUUGAAACAAUUAAAUAUCAACAAGAUGGAAAUCAUAUCAAGAUACAAACAUCGUAGAGAAUUGUUAUCAAACUCUCCUAUGGAUUUAUUCCUGUCCACUCUAGGUGAUUGUUUAGGUAAAAAUGAUCAUGAUUUAGAAUUAGUCAAACCAAUCCCCAAAGCAGUAAGUGAUUUUAUUAAUGGUACAGGAAAGAAAAAAAUUACAAAAAAUAUUCAAAAAUUAAGAGACCAAGAUGUUGUAAAUGUAUCAAUAACAAAUAAUAACAAGAAUCUAAUCAUGGAUUCUAAAUUCUUACGCAAUAAUAACAAUAAUAAUAAUAGUCAUCCAGAAUUCUCUUCUUCUUCAUUACCACAGUCAAAUUAUAAAAUUGAUAGAAAUUCUUUAUAUUCCGUUUUCAAUUGCAUCAAUAAUAAAAAUAUUAAUUUCUCUACAAAUUCAAAUUCAACUUCAACAAAUUCUAUUUCAAACAAACAAAAUUUAAUCCCACCAACUCCAAUGGAAAGUAAUAAUUUGAAAAAAAGAAAAUUAGAUGAUUUAGAAAUAAGUCCUUCAAAUUCUUCACCGACUCAAACUUUCACGAUGUCGGAAUCUAAAAAGAUUAAAAUAGAUUCUCCGGAAGAUAUGUUUAAUAAUUCCACCGCAAAGAUUCAAAAUUCAAAACUACAAAAUCAAGUUAAUAUUUGGGAUUGGGAUUUUUGGUCUCAGACUCAAACUAAUUGA
This is a messenger RNA of Henningerozyma blattae CBS 6284, 3705 nucleotides long. It is a transcript of the gene GAL11, whose product is annotated as Gal11p. Gene Ontology annotation, molecular function: transcription coregulator activity. Gene Ontology annotation, cellular component: mediator complex. NCBI's taxonomy places the organism in Eukaryota, Fungi, Ascomycota, Saccharomycetes, Saccharomycetales, Saccharomycetaceae. Bases 1 to 3705 code for a protein of 1234 amino acids. The transcript has a single exon. Gene Ontology annotation, biological process: regulation of transcription by RNA polymerase II. The record is from RefSeq and is a predicted model, not a curated record.